Messenger RNA from Periconia digitata, 834 nucleotides. Lineage: Eukaryota; Fungi; Ascomycota; Dothideomycetes; Pleosporales; Periconiaceae. The record is from the annotation of a GenBank genome assembly.
AACACCCUCAAGAAACUCUUUUUUGCUGACGUACGAAAAUUGAUUUCCAUGCGAGAACCGACUCUUGAAUCAUUGAUUGUGAGGAAAGGGACAAAUAUCGCGAUCAUGCAUGCACGUAGCCCUCAUCUAGGCUGGGCGAUCGGCUAUUCGUUCUCGGGACGCUAACGGCAACGGCCAACUAACCUCCUCCUUCUUUCCCUUUCACAUGCCCGCAGCACCUCCUGUCUUCCUCAACAGCACCACCUACCGGCGCGCCCAAAUAAACAGACCCAGACAUGACCCCUCAUUCUUCUUCCAUGUACCAGAUAUAUCAUCCUCGCGUCCCCCACUGAACGUAACAGCCUGCAUCACUCCAUCAACAACUCAUUCUUCAUCACCUCAAAACACACAAUCAUCGUCAUCAAUACCAACGCCAGCAUUACCGUCACCAUGCCAGGCUCCCCUCCAAGCCCUUCCGACCAGCCCGACCGCACCCGUCUGUCGGAGGCCCAAAAGAAAGAAAACCACAUCAAGUCCGAGCAGAAACGCCGCGAAGCCAUCCGCGGAGGCUUCGACCGCCUUGCCGACAUUGUCCCAGGCAUGGCAGGCCAAGGUCGCAGCGAGGCCGUCGUCCUCGAAGCCACCCUCCAGAUGAUGCGCGAGCAGAUUGACAAACGCCAGAAGCUCAUCGAGAAAGCAAAAGCAAAAGGUCUUGAUGUGUCUUCGUUCGAGCUCGAUCAGCAGACUGUGAUGGCGGCUUAUGAACAGAUGGAAAGGAACGCGCGCGAUGCUCGCGAUGUUGAGCAGGGACAGGCUGAUGCUGUGCAGCAGGCCUAGUAUGAAACUGAUGCUCGU